AUGCAAAAUAAAGUUCAGAAUAAUACUUGUUCACAUCUAACAUGUUCUACAGAUGCAGACAUCUCGAAAAUUACUAAAGUGUCAGUAAUAAUUUCUAUUUUCAUGAUAAUCGAAUUUUGGGGACACUACAGAACUAACAGUUUAUCACUGUUAGCAGACUCGCUACAUUUGUUGGUUGAUAUUUUUGGAUUCGGCGUAAGUUUAUUUUCCCUUUAUUGGUCGAAAAAAUCUUCUAAUUCUCGCAUGACUUUUGGAUACCAUAGAAUAGAAAUAAUAGGUUCACUUUUCUCUAUAGGCUUAAUAUGGGUGGCUGUAGCUUAUUUAAUAUUUGAAUCAAUACAUAAAAUUAUACAUCCAAAAGAAAUAGACGGGGGAAUGUUUUUUGGAAUAGCGGUUGUCGGAUUUUUCGUUAAUCUACUGGCUAUUUAUGUUUUACAUUACGACGAUUAUUCGCACCAGUUAAAACACAAAAACUUAAAUAUAAGAGCUGCUUAUAUACACAUUAUUGGGGACUUAAUACAAUCAGUUGGUGUCAUUAUUGCAGGCAUUUUUACUUUUUUUUAUCCUGGAAAAAUUAUCUUUGACGUUUUGUGUACUAUUUCAUUUUCUAUUAUUGUGUUAGGAUCUACAUUUUUUGUAAUAAAAGACGGGUUUUAUAUUUUAGCAGAAGGUGCACCGAAAAAUAUUUCAGUCGACGAAAUUAAAGGUGAUAUACUUGAACUUGAUAAUGUUUAUAAAGUGUUAGAAAUUUAUACAUGGACACUCUCUACAAAUUGUAAUGCUGUAAUGAUAACAGUUAUGGCUGAUGAUUUACUAAUUAGUGAUUAUGAACAAUUGUUGCGAACGAUAAGGAAAAUUUUGAGUGAAAAAUAUGAUUUCGGUGUUAUUAAUAUUCAGAUAGAUACUCCUUGUUCUCACUACGGUACUGAUGGAUUUUUAGUUGAUGGUACAUGUAUAGAUGUACAAAAGACGCUGUUUAAUAAUGACAGCUAUAUACAACAAUAA
Vairimorpha ceranae is the source of this 1005-nucleotide messenger RNA. Its product is annotated as zinc transporter 8. The record is from RefSeq and is a predicted model, not a curated record. The transcript has a single exon. Gene Ontology annotation, cellular component: plasma membrane. Bases 1 to 1005 code for a protein of 334 amino acids. NCBI's taxonomy places the organism in Eukaryota, Fungi, Microsporidia, Nosematidae. Gene Ontology annotation, biological process: zinc ion transmembrane transport. Gene Ontology annotation, molecular function: zinc ion transmembrane transporter activity.